AUUGGUUGUAAAGUAUGGCGACGUGGCAUUGAUUUUGAGACAAUUUUGACGGGAAAUUCACUCGCAAUCUGGCUUCUGAACUAUAAAUGUGGUCAAUUUAUUGAAAGGGGAGAACCAUGGGAUUGUGUAAAUGUCCUAAGAAGAAGGUCACGACACAGUUUUGCUUCGAACAUCGCGUUAACGUCUGCGAACAUUGUCUGGUUUCAAAUCACCCUAAAGUAAGCUAUCUAAGCUUUGUGUUUUGAAUGUUGUGCGAUGUUUAUUUUACAGGUCUUUUAUCCACCAUCAGUCGUAACAAUUGCAGUUGGAAUGAUAUGCUAUGUAAUGGAUUUUAUGCUCGUCAUGAUGCAUUUUAAUGUUACAAUCAUGAUAUCAUGAUACAAUCCGUGUAUGAUGAAUGAUAAACAUGCAAAGACCGGGAAGAAGACUGCGGACUACAGACCCGGUGGGGGGUACUUUAGGAAUUUCUGGGUGGGGAUGUGCUGUUGGGACCCUGAAACCCUUAACCUAUACCAAAGCUAGUUCAGCUGAAUUUUGCUACCCUAUUCUAGAGUAAACUCCCGAAAUCCCCCCUAUCUAUAGAGUAGCUGUUUCCCUAGUCUAGGUAAAAUCCUCAACCAACUGAUCAGUUUCCUGAAAAAUGAUACCCUAUCCUAGAGUAAGCUGCUUGAAAACCAUACCCCUCACAGCAGCACAUACCUAUAUGACCCAUAUACGGCGGGUCCCCCCCCCAGGACUGCAGUCUGCAGACCAGGUGUAAAAUGCAGUCUGAGUGUAAAAUGAAGACUGCAGACUGAGAGUAAAAUGCAGGCUGGGUGCAAAAUGCAGAAUAAGGACUGCAGACUAGGGGUAAAAUACAGACCAAACAUAAACUGUAGUCGCAAUGGGUUUAAGGGCAAAAUAAAUCCUUCAAAUACAUGUAAACGAUCACUUACUUGCUUGUUACGUUCUUUCACAAAUCCAUUCCUUUGUUCUCUGGAAGGUCAUCGAUGACCUGAAAACAUAAUUGCAGUCUUCAACCUUUUUUCUGUCCUAGAUACCUCACGCUUCAACUUUAGAAAUGAAGUUUUCAAUACAUGUGACCAUGAAUAAUUGGUACAAUACUAGGGUAUUUAUGCUUAAAUAGUUGCUGACCCAAAAUACCGAACAGAAGGAAUAAUGGUGAUAAAAAAGGGAGUAAAUGAUUCCAACAACAAAGAAAGAUGUUCUGCAGUAAAUUUGGAUGAUCUUCUAUGAAAGUAUUGCAAAUCAAGGUACGCAGACUUCAGCUGGCGGGACAUUCAUUGAAACUUCUGGUGAAUGUGCAAUGUACUGCGACUAGGAAGUGAGGUGUGUAAAUGAUACCAGGUAGCCAUUUGGAGAAGAAGCAGCACAAAAUAAUGUUUAAAAAGUCUGUAGUCCACAGUCUGCAUACACUGACCAUCUUAAUUUAUGAGCUAUCUACAGUUUUGAUUCAAUCUCCGUGCAAGCAGAGUCUACUUUUUUCUUCUUUUUGAUUGUCUUCUUUUUAAUUGGUCUGAACUUCUGAACUAGUCAAUCCUGUUUCUUUUGCCAGACUGUCUUUUUGUGUGCUAACGUCUGUUUAAACACAUGCAUUUCAUAAAGUACAGUCAACUCCCGGUAACUCAAACCCUCUAUGACUCGAACCUCCCAUUAACUCAAAGUAAUUUUCAAUUCCCCUUAGAUCAUUUUCCAUACAAUUUUACCCUUGAUAACUCGAACUCCCGAUAACUCGAACUUUCUUCUAUUUCCCUUGAAGGUUUGAAUUAUCGGAAGUUGACUCAUCUAUCAAGAGGAAAUGCUUGUCUUGUGCAAGAAAAGAGACUAGAUUAGUAACUUACUCGUGGGCAAUAUUGUAGCUGGAUAAAGGCACAUGUACAUGUAGAUACUGGAGUAAAAAUAUUAACUUUAGCCUGGUUUGAAGGUGAAAUGCAACAAGGGACUCUGAAUCGUAAGCAUUCAGAGUUACAAUACCUAAUGUAUAUUUAUUACUUGUGUUUUUCCUUAGUGCAUAGUUAAGUCCUAUCUACACUGGCUUCAAGACAGUGAUUACAAUCCUGUAUGUACUCUUUGUAAUGGCAGUUUAGCAGAAGGAGAUGUCGUCAGAUUAAUUUGUUUUGGUAAGGCCAUACAUGUUACUUAUAUGUACAUUGAAGUUGAUUUUGUCCUAAUCCCAGGACGUUUGGAAUUUUAGGACCCUUUUGCUUGAAGACUGGUUAUAGUGCUCACCCAGGGUUAAAAUUUGAACCCAAUUUGAAUGGUAAUCAUUUUUAACAUUCCACUGCUCAAACAAACAUAAAUGUCAUGAGCAAAAAAUAACUUUGAUGGAAAAUUAAUGAUCAUCAAGUAAAAAUCUGAUCAUUAGAUAAAAUAAUUCUCAUCAUCAGUACUGUAGGUAAUGCACAGAGGACACUGGAAAGAAUAUGCUUUCUGAUACUAGAAUUUGAAGGGUUAAAGACAGCCUCUAGAUGUUACUUAAGGUUUUCAUACCUGCAUCUCUGAGGAAAGACUCAAUGACAUUUCAUAACCUUUAGUUAUUUGUUUCUAGGUAAGAAAAUUAUUGUUAUGGGACAGUAAAAAUAAUAGUGUUCCAUCAUCCCCUGGUAUACAAUGUACUGUGUUUAAAAGCUGAACACUAGUGCACCAGUAUCUAGUUUACGUACAUUAGCCUGAAUUCUAUUUUUUCUUCUUUAAUAUAGAUGUGUUUCACUGGGGAUGCCUGAACAGUUAUGCUUCAAGUCUUCCCACAAACACAGCCCCAGCUGGAUAUACUUGCCCCAACUGUAAGGUGAGUUUAUAAGUUGAAUAUCCCUGGGCACUAGAGUUUAUUCUUUGGUUUAUCAUGUAAACAUCAUGAGUAUGAGCAUUCACUAACAACAGUGAGUCUCAAUGAGCCAGUGAUUGAAGAAAAUGUUUUAAGACUACCGUCAGGCCGCCCUUUCUCAUACUCUUGCCAUCAGUUUACAGUCAAACCUCCCUUGAGCAAUUGUUAAUACUUAACAUCUUCAGUGUAGGGUGUAUUUUGUAUAGGUGAUCUCGUAUGAUCAGAGUUCAACAGUUACAUUGGGAGAUUUGACCACAGCAUUUUAAUUCUCUAGAUCAUUUUGUUUUCAUGUUAGUCCAGCGAGUUAAUCUCACUGUUUGAAGAAGAUAACAAAAAGAUAUAAACUUAAAUAGUUCAUAUUGCAUGUCACUUUUUCCACAUAUAAUUUGAUAAUUCCUAUUGUAAUAAGUUUAAUAUGGUUAUAUUUUUUAUUAUCUUUUCUUUAUCAGGCAGCAGUAUUUCCUCCUGAAAAUCAAGUCUCCCCUGUCGCUGAUCAGCUGAGGAAAGUGUUGUCUACUGCACCUUGGGCUCGGGUUGGACUUGGGCUUCCUGUGGUCAGUGUCUAAUGCAAACAUGCUCUAUGUGUUCUGAAUAGAGUUGCGAUGGGUCAUACAUUUACCUACAGUAGUCCAUGCAGUUAGAUUGGGAAGUUUAAACACCUUACAAUUUAUUUCUGAAAACAAGCUCUGGACUCAUAUUUUUCAAAAGGCCUUUUUGAUGGCCUUACCAUGUAUGUGAGAGCUUACAUGCAUUGUAGGAGGGAAUUUUUGUCAGCAGACAUUUAAAGUGCGCACAAGCUUCAUAGUGAAUGAUGGAUUCGUUAAAGACAUGGUGCAACUUUUAAGUCUGAAGUCAAAUUCCUACAAUGUGACCAUUUAAAUGAAACCUCUUUUACAGUCCUUUCACUUGUUACUUUCUCAAGUUCUUCAGCAUUAAUAAUUAUUACAAAGUGAAAUUUGGACAUUUUGUUUUACUCAAGUGAUUCCCAAAUACAGUUGGUGAUCAUGUUGUCAAAAUACAUUGUAAAGAAAUAAAUAAGGCAAAAGCUAUGCGUACAUAAAAUUAAUGGACAAAAGUCUUGGGUCAAAUUUGCUUUUGUGAGGCUUUAUUUCAAAUUACAGAUGCAUGCCCCCUCCCUCCACCCCACAAACAACAUUGGAUGCUUAUAUCCAGAAUGUUUUGAGAGUUUUGACAUUGUAUAGGGUGGGGGGAGGGAGAACUGACAGAUAUAGUUUGAAAAAGUUGCACUGUUUUAUGAGGGCUCCCAGACAACAAGAAAUUAUGAUUACACUGCAGCACUGUCCCAAGGACUUUUGCCAGGAUUGUAGCUUAAUACUUGCUUGAAGAUAAUGGUAAAUGUCUUGAAGAAAAUAAGCUUUGAAACAGAUUCAUUAUUACUGAUUCUUUUUUACACUUGAUCAGGUGCCGGCUGCUAAUACCAACAGUGCAACUGUAACAGAAAGCAGACUAACAAGACAUGAUGGUGAUAUUGGUAUGUACGGUUAGAUGGCACAUUGUACUUGAUAGCAUUUCUGCUGGCAAGUUUCUUGAUUUUUUUUUGCAUAUACAUGUUAUUGUGGGUGACCAGAGGACCCCCAGGGCUGGACAAACUUCAUUUCAAGACAGGGCUUUAAAAAAAAUACUGUAUUCCAACUCUGCCCUUAGACAAGCAGUAACUGUUGGGCAUUUUUGCAAUUUUUUUCUGUUUCACAAUCAGCAAAACAAGUUCCCAUAAAAGUAAUAAUUUACAUGUAAUCCCAAGAAUAAACUCCACAACGGUAAAAUCUUGAAAAUUAUUAUCUAAUUAAAUUUAUUUUGAUUUUGUUUUGCUUGCAUUAUUAGUCAACUCUCUCUUAAUGCACAGACACCUCUAUAAGACAUAGAGCCCCACAAAUGUAGAGUUGGUCCCUACCUUUCUUUACUCCCUUUAUUUGACUCUUUAUAGGACAGACAUUAGUCUUACAGCUGCAGGCAACACUUACAGCCAAGGAUGUAGAUAAUAGCCGGAAGCCGGGAAAAUUACCCGGCUGUGAACGCGAUUUUUCCGGCUGUAAAGCACUACUUAUUUCUCCAAAAUGUUUUUAAAUGUUGUCAGAAGAUUGUUAUUUACCGUAUUUAUUCGAAUAAGCGCCCAAUCUCGAAUUAGCGCCCACCUCGAAAAAGCACCCAUCCUAAAGGCAGAAAAAGUUAAUAAGCGCCCACCCCCUCCUCCUCCCAAUCAAACUCAAAUAAGCGCUCACCCCCACCCCACCCACUUGAGUGAAUAAAUUUUAAUAAGAGACUUCCCCGAGGACGGAGUUUUCUUCAGAGUAUUUUACAGAAACCUUGCUUUGUUACUAGUUUGUGUUUUGUUAUUAGCAUUUAAUGUUUUGUUGCAAAAUAAAUAUACCUCACCUGCUGAAAAUGGUGAAAAUUUAAUAAGCGCCCAGCCUCGAAUAAGCGCCCACCUCGAAUAAGCGCCCACUCUCAAGGUCCAAAAAUUUAAUCAGCGCCCAGGGUGGUUAAUCGAAUAAAUACGGUAUUUAUUUUGUUUGUUUACACAUUCAUUGCUGUCUUACCUGAACUGAAAGGAUUGUAAACACUCCAUUUAGUGCGAUGAUCGCAUUAUUUGCAUCGCAUCGUCCAUUUUGCAGGCUCAAUGGCCAGCGGUAUUUGUACUUCAUGUGUGCGAAAUAAUGAAUGCCAAAUUGCGUAUCUCUGACGGUUGAAAUAUUAUUGCUUUAUAAUGUCGGAAAAAAGAAAGAAAGAUGAUUCUGAGGCCGUUGGUAUCAUGAAAUUUUUUAUUAACAGUCAACACUCCAGUUCAUCGUAACUUUAUUGCCUGUUACCUGAUAAAAGUCUGUCCUGAAUGCCCUUGAUUUUGCCCCCAAAACCAAGAAAAUGCAUCUCCCAGAGUAUGCAUUUUCAAAAUUUCCCGUGGGGGCAUGCUCCCGUACCCCCCUAGCCUUUGGCACUCUAGAGUGGGCCUUCGGCUCAAAUACUCGCCUAUCAUUGCUAGAUUCGCGCCUGUUCAAAACUUUACCUACAUCCCCGUACAGCCUGUCCAAAAGGUAUCCUUCUUAGAGAGAGUUAACUAUAUUUAGUCUCAAAUAAACCCAACAAUUUUGAAUGCAAUGUAAUUCAAGGUACCUUCAUAAAAUUCAAGGCACCUUCAUUAGCUCAGACCUUUUGAGAUCCUUGCAGUUUCUCUGAGAGUACAGCCUGUGAUUGCAUCUUUGGUGCACAGAGUUUGCUAAUCUUCUUACAACAUUUUUAUUUGAAUGUUUUUUCUCUAUCCAGUUUCUCAUGGGGCAGACAUCACUGGUGGACACACAAACAAUGCCCUUAGUACUGGCUCACACCCAGUCACACUUGGAAGUCAAUCAUCGCCUUAUGCUACACCUGUUAGUACUAAAACAGAGCUUAGAGCAACCAGAGAUCACCAUGUGGUGGAUGUACAUCAACAGAAUACUGUGGUACCACCCCCACAGCAGGCUCAUGCUCGCAAUGAAAAACCAAGUAAGCUAAAUUAAUAUCCUUUACACUUAAUGCACAUUUAUACGAUGAGGCUGCAGCCAGCUGUUUGUUGUGGUAUAAGUUUUAGUAGACAUCUUUAGCUUGUAUGUUUUGUUUUCCCAAAGUAGGUCAUGUGAUGUUACUCUAGAGAACUGUUUCAUUCAAAUUUAGUGCUUAAUUCUGUAAGCAUAAAUUAUGAAAAGACAGAGCGGUAACUUAAUUGGAAAAAAAGCAUACAAGCUAUCUACACUGUACAUAUGUAUAGUGGACCAUGUGCAGCUUGCACUAUGUCUGAGUGGGUUACGUUAUGCUACUCUUUGUCUUCCUUAUGUUUAUAAUCAAACUUACAUGUAGAUUGUGGUCGAUAUUUGUAACUCUGUUCAAAACAAGUACUUGCUCAAUGGCAGCAAUUCUCUCACCUGUCCUCCUGUGAAUAGUAUGAUUAUUACACUUGGUCUCCCAGCAUAACAGGCAUUGUCUUGUAGCUCAGUGUGGUGAUGGGAUUUUUUUUUCCUUUCCUUUUUUUUGUGUUCGGCUGGGUCUUCCACUUUUCUUCUUGACUCUUAAUUUGUCGUGCCAGUUUAUAUAUAUGUAUGGACCCCACAUGUGAUCAGUAAUAAUACUCCACUGACCCCCACCCCCUCCCCUAAGUUGAUCCAUGACAACCAAAUUUCUGUUCUUGUAGGCACUGUUUCAAGAAAAAUAUUCAACACUCGGGACAGCACAGUAGACAGCAUUCCUUAUGAUCAUGACGAGAAUAAGUAUCAAAGACGAGGAGCCAUAGACUGGUUUACAAGGUGGUUCUGGUGAGUUUUAAAUCCAUCAUGAUUACAAGUUAUUGCAGCCAACCAUUUAAUGUCAGCACGAUCUAGUGUUCUUACACGUUCGUAUUUUGAGCGAGUUUUUUAGCUCCUCGACGUAACGUGUCAAAAUAAAUGAUUGAUUGAUUGAUGGAAGUAGUUUGCCUUCAAGUGUCCUCUUUAAAAACACUAGAGAAGGUACAAGCUUUGAAUGCACUGAUUUUUGGGAUCAUGUGUGUGUAGUGAUGAUCUGUCGUUGGUAUUCAAGAAAACCAUUAACUAGUCAUAAGUAACGCUUCGGUCCACCUAAACGAUCCCAGAAAAUCGGUGGACCAAAAUCAUGUACCCAUUACCCUAAAAGUUUCUGGAUUGGGGAAUACAUCUUACAGGCACUUAUAUUUCGUUCCUAUGAUCUAAGUUUCUUCAAAGUAUGUAAACUUAUGCUGGUUAUCUGUGCACAGGCUCUUUGAAUAAAAUUGUAAGAUAUUUUAUAGUCGGGCCUACAAUUGUAGAUGAAAAGUAGAUACCUUGCAAUGCUUUUCCUUGUAGAUUUUUGUUGUAUAGUUAAAACUAUUUCAAUCAUAAUGUAAUACUGGCCAAAGGGAACAGGUCGCGAAAAGUGCUGAAAAAAAUAGUUUUGUGCAAACGUUCUGCUGAAGAGAUGUCAUUUGAAUGGUAACACCACUGGAUUUCGUUAACAGAUAUUAAAUGAGUUUGGGUGAGAAAUAAUCUUGCCAUUGAUUCGUCUAGUAGUGACAAGGUUCAUCGGAGUCGUUUGUUUUAAGAGCAGGAAUUUGUCAUGUUCAUUUGAUUCUAAUUAAAUCAUUUUACUUCUUUAUUUUUCUAUUUUCAGGUCUCGGAGAACUCGAAAGCCGGGUCCGGAGGAUCCAAAUGCGUCAUUAAAGCGUACCACCAUUAUAUUAAUCAUCCUUAUCCUCGGUUUCACCACUCUUGUGGUACUGUUCACACGAGUUGGGCGCGGAAUAGCUGAUAAAGACCCAUUUCUCGACCCUAUGGCGAAUCCCAACAUAAGAGUCGGAGACGCCAAUAUUAAAAGCGCAUAAAGCUCUUGUAUUUUACAAUGAAAUUUCCAGGCCCCAGUUAUUUUUAAGCUGGAUAGCGCUAUCCACCGGAUAAAUCACUAUUCAGUGGAUAUGUGUAUUAGGGAGCAAAAGUAUUAUUCACUGGAGAGAGAUUUAUCUGAUGGAUAGCGUUCUUCACCUUUUGAGCAACUGGAGCUAUGCAGAUACACAUGAAAAGUUCAAGUAUAAAAUAAAGAGCACGCAUCUUUGACUUUGUGGUGAGCCAGUAGACGGUGGCAUAUUUUUGUCGGUUUACUGAGGAUUGCGUGUUAGAAUUUUAUCUGGUGAAAGAGUAGCGAGACUGGAAUUGCGCGUAAUCUUUUCUGUCUCAAAUCCGGCCAAUAAUGGAAAAAAUGAAAGUACUUUAUAAAUAGGUUUAAUUUGAAUGGUCGGCACACUCUGGAUUUUUAUGUACAGACUUAAAAGUUAAAACUACGUUAUUUUCCCCCUGUG
Messenger RNA from Porites lobata, 8654 nucleotides. The record is from the annotation of a GenBank genome assembly. Lineage: Eukaryota; Metazoa; Cnidaria; Anthozoa; Scleractinia; Poritidae.